CAGGUGGGAUGGACGUGGAGAUUCAGAUAGAUGGAGAUGGAAAUGGGGAUUGAAAUGCGGAUGGAGAUGAGAUGGGGCAGAGACAGGGGAUGGAGAUGGGGGUGGAGCAGGGACACGGACAGAAAAUGGGAUGGGGCUGGAGACAGAGCAGCGACAGGGCAGGACUGGGACAGGAGCAGGGACGGGGCUGGCAGAGCUGCCUGUGGCCUGGGGGCAGGAGCGUUGGCUGAUUGUCACCAUGUCCCAAUCCCUGCACAUCCCCUUAUCGCGCUUUAACGACCGUCAAUGGGAGAUUUCCUCCCCCUCCCCGGGGACAAAGCAGGAGCCACCCCCGCGGGAAUCGGCAGCUUUGUCACCCCCGGGGGCCCGGGCCUGUGCUGGGGCUUUGUCCCCCAUCUGCCCCGUCCCCCCCUCGCCCACAGACCCCUCGGGCCCCUCCUGGCUCUUCCCACAGCUCCAGCGGACGCCCCUGGUCCCGCCAUGGCCCGCAGUGCCUGGCGCCCCUCACCAGGCGGUCCUGGGUGCACCCCACGCUGUGACCACCCCCUCCUCUGGCUGGGGGUGUUUGGGGUCCCAAGGGGCUGCCUUGGGCAAGGUGGUUUGGCCAAAGUGCUGCCCCAUGGGCAGGGUGGGGGUCACAGGGCAGGAGGGCUCUGCUGCCCCCCAGCCCUCCCAGCUCCCACGCCCGGGGGUGACACCAUCUGUCCCUUUGUCCUUGCACUCUGCAACACAAAGGGGUCCCGGUGCCACGGCUCUGCAGGACAGCACCUGCCUGGGGUCCCAGGGACCCCCGCCCUGCAGCUGGCAGCUCCGUCCUGGGGUGCCGGGCACCCCACAUGUCCCCUCACAGCUGUGGCUCCUGCGUGGGCCCCUCGCUCUGCUGGGUGUCCGUGACAGACUCACUCCCCACAGCCAUGGCAGGAGAGUGGUGCUGGCACCCGUCACAGCCAUGCCGCGGCUCGGCCUGGCACCCUGGGCACUGCCGAAGGGCUCAUACCAGCACCCGCAGCCCUGCCCGGGGGUCCCACAGGACCCUGCUCCUGCCGCCAGUGCUGGGGAGGGAGAGGGGACACGGUGGAGUCUGUGGGUGACAGGCUGUGGCCACCUCAUCCUCGCCACCAUCCUCCCGGCACCAGCACAGCCACAGCCAGCACUGCCUGGUUCGGCCUGGCUGCCAGGGCAGGCACGGCACAGGCAGUCCUGCCACUGGAGACGUCCCUUGGGGCGUCUGGCUGCCGGGGGGACACGUACUCUGGCUGCGGGGGUGUCUGGGUGUUCAGGGCUGUGCCGGGGGACUUGGGGGAGCGGGAUUUGGGGUGCCUUGGGAUUUAAGGUGCAUCGGUCUCGCGUGUUGGGACAUGGAGCUCUUUGGGGACAUCCCGCUGCUGGGGGACAGCCCCUGGGCUGGGGGUGCAGCCUGGAGACAGCCAUGAACUGGGAUGGUUGGGUCCAGCCAGGCCAGUACUGGUAUUGGUGUGUGCAGAUGGGCUGACCUGGGUGCUGUGGUCCCAAACCAGUGCCGUGUGAUCUGGGCUGACCUGGGUGGUGAGGUCCCAAACCAGUGCCAUGUGUCUGUGCCAAUGGGCUGAGCUGGGUGAUGUGGACCCAAACCAGUGUCCCGUGCUGGUGUGUGCUGACGGGCUGAACUGGGUGACGUGCUCCUAAACCAGUGCCAUGUGGUCUGGGCUGAACUGGGUGACGUGCUCCCAGACCCAGCGCUGUGCUGGGGUGUAACAGUGGGCUGAACUGCGUGAUGUGGUCUCGAGACCCGUGCUGAACUGGUCUGUGCCAAUGUGAUGAACUGGGUGAUGUGGCCCCAAACCAGCGUCCCGCGCUGGUGUGUGCUGAUGGGCUGAACUGGGUGACGUGCUCCCAGACCAGUGCCAUGCUGGGGUGUUAGAGCAGGCUGAACUAAGUGAUGUGGUCUCAAGAUCGGUGCCGUACUGGUCUGUGCCAAUGGGCUGAACUGGGUGACGUGGACCCAAACCAGCCCCGUGCUGGUGCGUGCCACGGGCCGCGCUGGUGCCGCAGGGCCGGUGCCAGCCAGCCAGUCCCCACCUGGUUGCCACUGGGGCGCUCUGGGCCAGCGCAGCCCGGCGCGGGGUGGGGGAGCCCCCGGGCGGAUUCCUGCCGUGCCGGGCGAGGCCCCGGGGCGCCCCCGCCCCCCGCCCUGUCCCCCCGCCCUGUCCCACCGCUCCGCAGCACAAAGGGGCCGGGGGGGCCGCGGCCCCGGGACAAAAGGCGGCGCUGAGCGGCCCCGCGGCAGGGAGGCGGCCCCAGCCCAGCCCGGACGCGAUCGCUGCCGCUGGGCCGGUGAGUACCCGGGUGAGCGGGACCCCCCCCGGGCCGCUGCUGGCGCCCGGCCCCGGGGCACGGCCUGGGGAGCGGGGCCGGGGCCGGGAGGCACCGGGCCGGAGCCGAGCUGAGCUGCAUGAGACCGGACCGCGGGGAGACACCGGAGCCGAGCCGAGCAGGAUCGGGACACGGUGAGAGAGCCGGGUCGAGCCGAGCGAAGCCGAGCCGCCCGAGCCGAACUGCCGAUCGGAGCCGAGUUGCCGACCCGAGCCGACCCGGCUUGCCGACCCGAGCCGAGCCGAGCCGAGCUGCCGAGCGGAGCCGACUCGACCCGAGCGGAGUUGCCGAGCGGAGCCGACUCGACCCGAGCGGAGCCGAGCCGGGCCGAGGCGCGGGCGGGGGGGCCGGGCCGGGCUUGUCCCCUCGGCGCCGCGCGGCCCCUCCCGCCGCAGCCAACCAGCCGGGCCGGGAGGCACCAUGUGACCCGGGAUCCCAGACAAAGAACCGCCGGCCCUGCCCGCGGCCCGGUCCGGCUCGGCUCGGCUCGGCUCGGCUCGGCUCGGCUCGGCUCGGCUCGGCUCGGCUCGGCUCGGCUCAGGCGGGCUUGGCUCAGUCCGGCUCGGCUCAGUGCGGCCCGACUCGGCUUAGUCGGGCUCGGCUCAGUCCGGCUUGGCUCGGCUCAGUCCGGCUCCGCUCGGCCUGGCUCGGCUCGGCUCAGUCCGGCUCCGCUCGGCCUGGCUUGGCUCGGCUCAGUUCGGCUCGGCUUGGCCCGGCCCGCCGCGGCGCCCAGCCCGCAUGGGCGGAGAAGAAGGCGAAGGUGAUCGCCGUGAUGAACGUGGUGGAGGAGACGCCGCGGGCAGAGCCCCAGAAGGAGGAGGAGGCCAGUCCCCCCGCCUCGCAGCAGCCCACCGACCCCGCCUCGCCCAACGUGGCCACCACGCCUGAGCCAGUGGUGGCCGACGCCGUGGACAAGAGCACCUCCAAGUCGGCGGACGACGAGCCCGAGUACGAGGAUGGCCGAGGCUUUGGCAUUGGCGAGCUGGUGUGGGGCAAGCUGCGCGGCUUCUCCUGGUGGCCCGGGCGCAUCGUCUCCUGGUGGAUGACGGGCCGGAGCCGUGCGGCCGAGGGCACCCGCUGGGUGAUGUGGUUCGGGGAUGGCAAGUUCUCCGUGGUCUGUGUGGAGAAGCUCCUGCCGCUCAGCUCCUUUGCCAGCGCCUUCCACCAGGCCACCUACAACAAGCAGCCCAUGUAUCGCAAAGCCAUCUACGAGGUGCUGCAGGUGGCGAGCAGCCGAGCAGGGAAGAUCUUCCCAGCGUGUCCCGAGAACGACGAGACCGACACCUCCAAGGUGGUGGAGAUCCAGAACAAGCAGAUGAUCGAGUGGGCGCUGGGCGGCUUCCAGCCCUCCGGCCCCAAGGGCCUGGAGCCCCCUGAAGAGGAGCGCAACCCCUACAAAGAAGUUUACACGGAGAUGUGGGUCGAGCCGGAAGCAGCUGCCUACGCGCCACCCCCACCUGCCAAAAAACCCAGGAAAAGCACAACAGAGAAGCCCAAGGUCAAGGAGAUCAUCGACGAGCGCACCCGAGAGCGACUCGUGUACGAGGUCCGGCAGAAAUGCAGGAACAUUGAAGACAUCUGCAUCUCCUGCGGGAGCCUCAACGUCACCCUGGAGCACCCCCUGUUCAUCGGAGGAAUGUGCCAAAACUGCAAGAACUGCUUCUUGGAGUGCGCGUACCAGUACGACGACGACGGCUACCAGUCCUACUGCACCAUCUGCUGCGGCGGCCGCGAGGUGCUCAUGUGCGGCAACAACAACUGCUGCAGGUGCUUCUGCGUGGAGUGCGUGGACCUGCUGGUGGGGCCGGGGGCAGCGCAGGCGGCCAUCAAGGAGGAUCCCUGGAACUGCUACAUGUGCGGCCACAAGGGCGUCUAUGGGCUCCUGCGCCGGCGGGAGGACUGGCCCUCGCGCCUCCAGAUGUUCUUCGCCAACAACCACGACCAGGAGUUCGACCCACCGAAGGUGUACCCACCGGUGCCGGCCGAGAAGAGGAAGCCGAUCCGGGUGCUCUCGCUCUUUGACGGCAUCGCCACAGGCCUGCUGGUGCUGAAGGACCUGGGCAUCCAGGUGGACCGGUACAUCGCCUCCGAGGUGUGCGAGGACUCCAUCACCGUCGGCAUGGUGAGGCACCAGGGCAAGAUCAUGUACGUCGGGGACGUCCGAAAUGUCACACAGAAACACAUACAGGAGUGGGGCCCCUUCGACCUGGUGAUUGGGGGCAGCCCCUGCAACGACCUCUCCAUCGUCAACCCGGCCAGGAAGGGGCUCUAUGAGGGCACCGGCCGUCUCUUCUUCGAGUUCUACCGCCUGCUGCACGAAGCCCGGCCCAAGGAGGGCGACGACCGACCCUUCUUCUGGCUCUUUGAGAACGUGGUGGCCAUGGGGGUGAGCGACAAGAGGGACAUCUCGCGCUUCCUGGAGUCCAAUCCUGUCAUGAUCGAUGCCAAAGAGGUGUCUGCGGCGCACAGGGCACGGUACUUCUGGGGGAACCUUCCCGGGAUGAACAGGCCACUCGCGUCCACAGUCAACGACAAGCUGGAGCUGCAGGAGUGCCUGGAGCACGGCCGGAUAGCCAAGUUCAGCAAAGUGCGAACUAUCACCACCCGCUCCAACUCCAUCAAGCAGGGCAAGGACCAGCACUUCCCCGUCUUCAUGAACGAGAAGGAGGACAUCCUGUGGUGCACGGAGAUGGAGAGGGUCUUUGGCUUCCCGGUGCAUUACACGGACGUGUCCAACAUGAGCCGCCUGGCCCGGCAGAGACUGCUCGGCAGAUCCUGGAGCGUGCCGGUGAUCCGCCACCUCUUCGCUCCCCUGAAGGAAUACUUCGCCUGCGUUUAAGAGAGACGGGACAGGAACUGGUGACACGGAGCGAGUCAGAAACAAAACCAUCCACGCCAAGAGAAGUGACAACACGGAAUGAGAGAAGAGUCAGCACCCAGAAGAGACACGGGAUUUCGUGGCCCAACGGGAACCCGGCACACGUCUCCCCGAGCGAAAGGGUUCGGUGUCCUCUCCUGAAUUCCCAAUGUUCAGCUUUUAGCCUGUUUAAAAACAAAAGCAACAAAAAAAACCACCAACGAAAACAACAACGACAACAACAAAAAAGAAAGAAAGAAAGAAAGAAAAAAAAAAAAAAGAAAAAAGCAAAACAAACAACCAAAACCUUUAUUUUGGGGGGUAACCUUUUAAUUUUCCGCUCUUUUCUGGCUGGGUUUUUCUGUUGGUUUGGUUUCUGCUUCUCGGAGCAGCGGGCGAGACGAGACGCCAGUCGCCAGCUCCGCUCUCGGAGGAGGGGAAACAGCAGCGGCAAAGCCCAGCCGGGAUGGCCGCGGCCAAGGGGAACCCGAGGGAACCCGCUCGCUCCGGCGCCCGGCCCGGCGCACCCAGCAACUGAGCCUCGCUCUGCUCCACCAGCACCGGCACUGGUGACCUGGAGCCAACCCGACUGGCAGGGAAGCCGAGAACACACACACCACAACACACACCUUUUCUACAGUAUUUUGGGUGCCUACCACACGGGAAACCUUGAAGAAAGCAAAUUCUAGAAGCCGCUGUUACCUCUUGUUUACAGUUUAUAUAUAUAUGAUAGAUAUGAGAUAUAGAUAUAUAUAUAUAUAAAAGGUACUGUUACUACUGUACAACCUGACUUCAUAAUGGUGCUUUUAAACAGCGGGGUGAGUCAGACAUCAGCUUCCACGUUGCCUUACGUGCCGGGCCUUUCCGAGCGCGCAGGGCCGGGGCGGCGGCCGGGCGGGAAGCGUCUCCAUCCCGAGUCAUGCAAUAACCUUUUUCUGUCCUAAAAGGAAGCGCCUCCCUCGGCGGCGCCGCCCUGCCCGCGCUGCCGCCCGCCCGCGCCGCGCACAAGCGUAUUGGUGCUCUUCUGCGUACGCGGCGUCCCCGGCCGGGCCGGUGCUGGUUGUGUCCCCCCCGACCCGGCGGCGGGUGCUCCUGCCGGGGCGGCGCGGGGCGCGGGUGCUGUGAAUCGGGCUCUUGCCAAAAGCCGUGGCGGUGCCGCGGGCGCGGGACGGAGCGGUGCCGGAGCGCGGCUGGGCGCUGCUGGCGUGGGACGGGGACGGCUGCAGGUCCCCAGGCCCUGGUGCUACAUCGGCAGGAGGGCGAUGCCCGGUGAGCCCGGGUGGGACCGCGGUGCCGCUCGUGGUGUUGUCUCGUGUGCCGGGGACUCGUGGCAUCGCUCCUCUGCCUGAGUGUGGGUUUGGAGCGAUGUGUGUCCUGUCAGUGCCCUGUGCUGGGGGUGGCCCCAAACCCCCUUUCUGGGUGCUGGGUGCCCGUGAGGAGCGCGGUGGAGGCCGGGGUGCUGUGGAGGCAGCGGUGUUGGUGUUGGUGCUGAGGGCCGGCAGCCACGGCCACAGGAGCCGGGAGCCGCGAUGGCAUUGGCGGUGCGGAGGGAGCCGUGGUGCGUGCAGGCAGGUGCUGGCGUUGCUGUGGAUGGUGCUACUUGUCCGGCAGCCGUGGUGCCACUGGAGGCCGGUGGGUCUGGCUCAGCGCGGCACAUUGCGCGGUGCUGGAGCGGCUCCGGUGUGGCCAGGGACUGGUGCUACGGCGCAGGGGGCCGGAUCCUGCCCCCUCGCCGUCUCUUCUCUAACUGUGAAAGGUGCCGGGGCCGCCGGCCGCUCGGUGCGGGGUGCUGGCUAUUUGGCAGCGAGCCGUGCGGCGGCCCCGGGGUGCUGAGAGGUGCUGGGACUGAUGGCGGCGGGGGCGAGCGGGGGGCGGCCCCAGGGCCCCCCACCUCCCCACCGUGCCUGGUGCUACCAGGGGCCCCUCUGUCGGUGUGUGCGGUGCGGGGAGCUGGGCUGUGCGGUGGUGGCAUCGCGGGGCCCAGCUCUGCCACGGUCAGGCAGGUGAGGCAGAACGCGGUGCUGGGCCGUGCCUGUGGGCUCCGGUUCGUCCCGGUGCCGGAUCCUGCGCUGCCCCAUGGCACUGGGGCGAGUCUGGCACAGAGCAGCUGUGGCAGCGCCAGGUGUGGGCCUGGCACGGCUCUGCCACCCUGUUGGCAGGUCCUGCGUGGCCACGGCACCGGGUGUAAGUGUUAAGUGGCCCUGCAGUGAUGGGUGCGGGUCCUGCAGUGACGGUGCGGAUCCUGCAGUGAUGGGUGCAGGUCCUGCAGUGAUGGUGCGGGUCCUGCAGUGGUGGGUGCAGGUUCUGCCCAGCCCCGCGGCACCGGCUGUGUGUUCUGCAGGGCCCUGCAGUGCGGUCUGCGGGUCCUGCAUGGCUCACAGCGCCAGGUGCAGACAUCAUGUGGCCCCUGUUAGCAGGGCCUCCAGCAUUGCAUGCAAGUCCUGCAUGGCCCUGCAGCUCCGGCUGCAGGUGCUGCCCGUCCCUGCAGCACCACGUGCGAGACCGGCACAGCCUGGCAGCGCUGGCUGCGUGGUGCUGCAGCACCGAGAGCGAGUCUCGCGUGGCUCUGCAGUGCUGGGUGCUGGUCCUGCAUGGUCUGCAGCACCAGGUGUAGAUGCUGCACGGCCCUGCAGCACUGGGUGCUAGUGCUGCACAAUCCUGCAGCACCGUUUGCAAGCGCUGCAUGGCCCUGCAGUGCCGGGUGCAAGUGUUGCGCAGCCCUGCAGCACUGGCUGCAAAUCCUGCGUGGCCCUGCAGGGGCGUUGGCAGGUCCUGAGCAGCCCUGCAGCAGCGGUUGCAGAUCCUGCACGGACCUGCAGCGGCGUUUGCAGGUCGCUACUGGCCCUGUGGCGCUGGGUGCAAAUCCUGAGCGGCCCUGCAGCGGCGUUUGCAGGUCCUGAGCAGCCCUGCAGCGGCGUUUGCAGGUCCCACAUGGCCCUGCAAGGCCAGGUGCAAACGCUCCGCGGUCCCGCGGCGCUGGGUGCUGGUGCUGCGCGGUCCCGCAGCACCGUUUGCAAGCGCCGCGCACCGUGGCAGCGACCCUGGCGCAGCCCUGGCUGCGGGUCCCGCACGGCCCCGCGGCACCGGCUGCACCCCUGCCCGGCGCGGUCCUGCCACAGCGUUUGCAGGUCCCGCACGGCCGCGCCGCACCGUGCCAGCCCGGCACAGCCCCGCAGCGCUUCUCCGGGCCCCUCUCGGCCCUGCGGCACUUUUGGCAAGCCGGGCGCCGCACGGUGCGACGUCGGCACGUCCUUGGCGGCUCCUGCACCCGCGGUCGGGACGGCCGGAGCGGCGCCGGAGCCAGUGCCGGCGCGACGCCGGUUCCUGUCCCGGCACAACUGGAAGGCGCCGGGCUCGGCUCGGCGGUGCCGGGGCCGCCUUGGCAGCUCCGCGGCGGCCGCCGGCGCUGGGGGGGACCGUGGGGAAAGAGUUCAGUUUUUAACGUACCCGACUCACAUCUUUUCUUAAAACAGACGAGUUUUGUUGCACAGCCCUACACGAAACGGUAAAGCCGAAACAAACCCAGCCUGAAUUCCUUAGAUCCGCCGAGGGAGUGGGUGACAAACACGGUGCUAAAACAUUUUAUUAAAAAUAUAUAUUGUUAAAUUAAGUCUGCUGUCUGGACAAUGACUGUUUGUUUUGUUUUCUUGUAGUGGAGUUUCAAAGAGCACUAUUAUUUUACUCUUAUAUAUUAUUAUUAAAAAAAAAAAAGGAAAAAAAAAAACAUAAAAAAACCACAAAAAAGGCAUUUUAACUUUGUACUUGAAAACUAAACGAGAGAUUUCAUGUGUUUUAGCCUAGACAUUGAAGUAGCUGACGCUUAACUAUUUGUGGGGAAUCAUGUACUCAUACCGAGGAAUAAGCGCGUAGAGUUCGGUACCCUCCUCUCCUUGAUUUGGCUCAGCCCGCGCCCCACCGCCACAUUCCCGGCAGCGCCGGCCCCGCCGCCCGGCCCAGCGCCCCCAGCUGCCCCCCAAACCUCCCUCUUGAUUUUCUACUUUUCUCUCGGUUCGUUCCUUUCGUUUUUCUGUUGGUUUGUUUUUUUAGGGUCGCUUCUCUAUUUAUUGCCGCUGAAUACUGUGCAUUUCACCGUAUGGUUCUGGCCCGCGGGCUUGCCCGGCACUCUGUCGUAUCUGUGUAAGUAUUGCUCGUGACAUAGCUGUUCUGAACUAAUUAAAGGUCAAUGCGUGCAGCAGAUGUAGAAAGUCUGUCCGUUCCGCUUCCAUCCCAUCCUCCUUUUUAUUUUUCUUUGGUGCCCAGAAGAAUAUAAUACAGACGAGCUCCUUUCUAAUGUACUUGUGCUGGAGAACACUUGAAUAAAUGUACUGUUUUUGUGCAAAAAAAAAAGGAAAAAAGAAAAAAAAAGAGGAAAAAAGCU
This is a messenger RNA of Columba livia (rock pigeon), 9587 nucleotides long. RefSeq names its product DNA methyltransferase 3 alpha (gene DNMT3A). The coding region runs from base 2432 to 5191 and encodes 919 amino acids. Gene Ontology annotation, cellular component: nucleus; cytoplasm. The record is from RefSeq and is a predicted model, not a curated record. Gene Ontology annotation, molecular function: DNA (cytosine-5-)-methyltransferase activity. Gene Ontology annotation, biological process: negative regulation of DNA-templated transcription. Lineage: Eukaryota; Metazoa; Chordata; Aves; Columbiformes; Columbidae. The transcript has 18 exons.